This is a messenger RNA of Salpingoeca rosetta, 2507 nucleotides long. Its product is annotated as squamous-cell carcinoma T-cell-recognized antigen. The record is from RefSeq and is a predicted model, not a curated record. Gene Ontology annotation, cellular component: U4/U6 x U5 tri-snRNP complex. Gene Ontology annotation, biological process: mRNA cis splicing, via spliceosome; maturation of 5S rRNA. NCBI's taxonomy places the organism in Eukaryota, Choanoflagellata, Craspedida, Salpingoecidae. Bases 154 to 2331 code for a protein of 725 amino acids. The transcript is spliced from 17 exons.
CGCUGGUUGGCAAACGCAAGUUUCCCUUUCAAAGGCAAAAUUGACUUUCUUGCGAACGCCCACAAAGAACACAAGCAAACAAGCAACAAGCAAGGAGCAGCAAGAAGAGAAGAGCAGGAAGAAGAGGACGCGCAAACCAACCAGCCAGCCAUCAUGUCAUCGGCUGAGGAGAUUUCCCUCAAUGUGGAGGAGAGCAAUGCUCUUCGUGCCAAGCUCGGUCUCGCUCCACUGCGUGGCGAUGAUGAGCCAAGAGAGGCAAAGCCAGGGCAGAGCUCCAUGGAGACGGACGUGCUCCUAGCGCCAGUUGUACCUGGAGAGAAGCAGCGCGAGGCCGAGUUGCGCGACAAGCUGAAGGAGCGCAAGGAGAAGCGGUCGGUGGAGGCCAAGCUGCGAUCUGUCAAGACGCUGGGCGAGGCCGACGACGACGAUGACAGCGCGGCGGCGUGGGUGAAACGCAGCCGUGCCAAGAAACAGGCGCAGCGGCAGGCAAAGAUGCUCCAGGAUAUGGAUGAGCAGCUCACUGGAAGCUCAAGCGCCAGCGCCAGCGCCGGCGGCAGCAGCAGGAAGCGCAAGGGCAGCAAGAACCCAACCAUCAAACAAGAGGAGUACACGUCGACGGAUCUACGCGGCAUGACAGUGCGCCACGACUUGGACCAGUUCCAGGAGGGCGCACAGACCAUCCUCACCCUCGAAGACAGGGGUGUGCUGGAUGACGACGAGGAAGAUGUUCUUGUCAACGUCAACAUUGCCGAGGAUGAGCACGCGAAGCGGCGGGUUGCGGAGGCGCAGCGCAGUGGCGGUUACGAUCCAAAGCGCGGGCUGGACGACGACGACGAAGACACCCUGCUCGGCCUGAAAAAGAAGAGUGUUCUGGACAAAUACGACGACAUUGAUUCGCUCACGGGCGACAAGAAGCUCAAGGAAACAAAAACCUUCAGAAUCGGCUUUGAGGAUGAGAAGAGCAGUGAGGAGCAGCGCAAGGAGGAAGUGCGCCAGCGGCUCCUGCAGGCUGAAUCCCUCGAGUUUAAGCACAACGCUGUGAGCGAUUUCUACACGGAGGAGGAGAUGGAGAAGUUCAAGAAGAAGCGGAAGAAGAGGAAGGCAAAGGGCCGCAAGAAGACACGGCGCGUGCGUGCGGACGACCUGCUUGGCCUUGACGACGAGGAAGAGCAGACUCAACCAGAGGCAGAAGGCGACACAAUGGAGACGGGCGCCGAUGUGUCGCACGCUGUUCGCGAUGAGGAGGAUAUUCUCAACCAAGCAAACGAUGCGGAGCUGGAAGCGGCAGAGCGGGAGCUUGAGGCCGAACUGCAGGCGUCGCUCACACGCGCACGCCGCGCACGCAAGAACGCAUACAAGAAGAAAGACGUCACGGAGCUGCUUGAUGCUGCGGUGAAAAAGUCCAAGGAGAACAACAACGGGUCGAGUGCUGGCGGCGGUGUUGUGUUCUCGACGAUGAGCGAAUUUGUGCGCGGCAUUGGCGCCAACAGCAAAGAUGACGACCAGCCCCGCAAGCGAAACAAGCAGGGCUCUUCAUCGUCAGCAACAGCAACAGCAACAGCAGGAGCGACAGAGACGAGCGCUCCGCCCGUACCGGCAGCGCCAGCAUCGUCGUCAUCAUCAGCAUCAUCAGCAGCAGCAGCAGCUAUGGAGACUGGCGAGGACAAGGCUGAAGAGGGUGGUGAUGGCGAUGGCACGGGACGCUACUUCCAGAGCAGUUUCACGACCGACCAGGCCACGACAGAUGCUGAGCACGCGGAGCGCAAGACGGAGGUGGAUGACACGCCUGUGCUUGGCGAGGAAGGCAACGUGGGCUCGAGCGUGACGGCAGCCCUGAACCUUGCCCUGCGCAAGGGCUACCUUGCACAGAAGAAGAAGAAGCAGCAACAGCAGCAAGAGGAAGCGACGGCGUCCCGCCUGGCCGAGCUGACGAGCAAGAACGCACAGCAGGAGGAGCACGGACCCGAGGACGACGACCACGGUCGUGAUUCGCGCAGCUCCCGCGACUGGCGCCGUGACAGCCGACGCGACAGAGACAGGGGGGAUCCGUUUGAGAAGCGCGGGUACCAGCCGAGCUUCCGCUUGUCGUACACGGACAACACGGGCCGGGAGCUGACGCCGAAGGAGGCGUUUACGUACAUGUCGCACCAGUUCCACGGCAAGACCUCUGGGCGCAUGAAGACGGAGAAGAAGCUCCGCAAGCGCCAGCAGGAGGAGGCCUUGCUGAAGAUGAGCUCCGAGGACACGCCGCUGGGCUCUGUGGUUGGCCUGCGCAAGCACCAGGAGCAGACGGGCAAGGCGCACAUUGUUCUCAGCGGCUCCCAGAAGUGACGCAGGAUUAUGUGGUGUGUGUGUGUGUUGCGUGUAUGCGUGUUGUGUGCAUGGUGUGCACGUGUGUGUGUGUGUGUGUUGCGUGUGUGUGUGCGUAUUGUGUGCGUUGGAGACAGAGAAUUGAGGGGCCAACGAGAGAGAUAGUACACAACUCGAAGGAAAUGACAAGAAACGAG